Phalaenopsis equestris is the source of this 1660-nucleotide messenger RNA. Its product is annotated as CBL-interacting serine/threonine-protein kinase 11-like. The record is from RefSeq and is a predicted model, not a curated record. Gene Ontology annotation, biological process: protein phosphorylation; signal transduction. NCBI's taxonomy places the organism in Eukaryota, Viridiplantae, Streptophyta, Magnoliopsida, Asparagales, Orchidaceae. Gene Ontology annotation, molecular function: protein kinase activity; ATP binding.
UACAGCGCCAUCCUUUCUUCUUCCUUCGCACCAUAACUUAUGAGCUCCUUCUUCACUCUUCUACAUCUCCUCCCUCCCUCUCCCUCCCUCUCUCAAAAAAUCUUCCAUCACAAAUCAUGCCGGAUUCCGGCGACGAUCCGCUAGCCGAAUUCCGGUGGGGGGCCGAGACGAAGGUCCUCCUCGGAAAAUACGAGCUCGGCCGUCUCCUCGGCUGCGGUUCCUCUGCAAAGGUUUAUCUCGCCCGCAACCUCCGCACAGGACAGACUGUUGCUAUAAAAUGCUUCAGCAAGCUCCGCCUCUCCAAAUCCGAACUCGUGAAUCACGUUAAGCGGGAGAUCUCCAUCCUCCGCCUUCUCCGCCACCCCAACAUCAUCCACCUCCACGAGGUGCUCGCGUCCCGAUCCAAGAUCUACUUGGUCCUCGACUAUGUCAAGGGCGGCGAGCUCUUCGAGCGCGUCUUCAACGCCGGCCGCUUGUCGGAAAAUCUCUGCCGCCGCUACUUCCAGCAGCUCAUUUCUUCCGUCGGCUCCUGCCCUACCCAGGAGCUCGGUUACUGCCAUUCACGCGGCGUCUUCCACCGAGAUCUAAAGCUCGAGAACCUCCUGCUUGACGAGAACGGCGAUCUUAAGGUCUCUGACUUCGGCCUCUCCGCGAUUCCCGAUAUGGUCCAAGCUGACGGACUUUUUCACACUCUGUGCGGCACUCCCGCCUACGUUGCGCCAGAGAUUCUCGCCAAGAAGGGCUACAGCGCCGCCACCGUCGAUCUCUGGUCCUGCGGCAUCAUACUCUUCGUCCUCUUCACCGGUUAUCUUCCCUUCAACGACUCGAAUCUCAUGGCAAUGUACCGCAAAAUCUACCGCGGCGAGUUCCGAUGCCCUAAAUGGACAUCGUUCGAGCUCAGACAUCUCAUCGGCCGCCUGCUGGACAAAAAUCCCGAGACCAGAAUAACAGUGGAGGAAAUCAUGACUCAUCCCUGGUUCAGAAAAGGGCUGGAUGCCAAGAAAUGGGCGGCGAUGGCGAGCUUUCAGGAGGAGGGUGCGGGGGAUGAGGAGUACAAGAUUUCGAAAGCAGAGGCGGUGGAUGCAGAGAAAAGACAGCUCAACGCUUUCGACAUCAUCGGGUUUUCUUCCGGUGUGGAUCUCUCCGGGCUCUUCGGCGUGCAGAAGAGGGAGAGAUUUAUCUCCGGCGAGGCGCCGGAGAAGGUGCUCCGGCGGGUGGAGGAGGCGGGGAGAAGCGAGGGUUUGGUGGUGAGCAGGAAAGGGGAGAAAGGGAGCGUAGGGGUGGCUUUGCGGGGUCAAUGUGGGAAUUUUGUCGUUGGUGUGGAGGUUUACCGGCUGAGCGAAGAUUUAACUUUGUUGGAAGUACAGAGGGGCCGGUUCAUGGAGGGGAGGGAGCGCUGGGCCGGCGAAUUUUGGAGGGAGAAUUCGCUAAGGGACCGCGUAACGCCGGUUGUGGAUUCGGUUUCUGGGACGGCGGUGAACCGCUAAGAUCUGAGCCGAUCCAGAUUCCGGAUGCAGAGCGUUGGUCAGCGAUGGAAAAAACCGAACCGGUUUUCUACCUAUGCGUUAUUUUUGUGUAUAUUACCAUAUUUUUUUUUAAAUGUUUUGACCUUUUAUCCGAAUCUGUUGGGGCCAUAUAAUGGUUCCACUAAUUGAUUUAA